AGACAGGUACUGAACUCAUCAGUCCGGUUCUGGUGCAGACAUGGCACAGAUGUACUGUUGGGGGGACAGCUCCAGUGGACAGUACGGUCCACAGACAGCCCUCAGUCCGGUGCUCUGGACUGUUACUGGGGUCAUUAAAGACAUCUGCUGCGGGGACCAGCACACUUUAUUCCUCACCAGGGAUGGAGAAGUUUUAUCGUGUGGACACAACGCACGGAAACAACUUGGACGAAGUAAACAUAAGGAUGGAAGGACACCAGGUCGUGUGGAGGGGCUGGUUGAUGUGGUGUUGAUGGCUUGCGGUCAGGACCACUGUGUGGUUGUGUGCACAUCUGGAAACGUGUUCUCCUGGGGGGAAGAUGAAGAUGGACAGCUAGGCCUGCCGCUCAAUCAGCUGUGCAAUAGAGACAGACCAAGUCGGGUGCCCAUACCAAUGCCAUUACCAGUGAUUCAAGUUGCUUGUGGAAACUCCCACUCCCUGGCGCUGACUAUAGGAGGAGAUGUCUUCUCGUGGGGUUCAAACAGUCACGGUCAGCUGGGCCACGGGAAGGAGGUGUCAAUGCAGUACACACCUCUCCUGGUGUGCGCUCUGACCGGCAUUGCUGUGACGCAGAUUUCCGCCGGAGCGACCCACACUCUGUUCCUCACACUCCCAGGCCUGGUGUACUGCUGUGGGGCCAAUAAAUCUGGCCAGUUGGGGCUCAAUAGGGUGGAUGAGAAGGGCAGGUUCAACAUCUGUAUGGUACCUGCUCUCAGACCCCUGGGCGUCUCCUUCAUAAGCUGUGGAGAGGCACACUCUGCUGUGUUAACAAAGGAUGGCAAAGUUUUCACUUUUGGAGAGGGGCGCUACGGUCAGCUGGGUCACAACUCCAUUGCUCAUGAACUGAUACCCAGACUGGUUAAAGGUCUGGACGGACCCGCUUCACAGAUUUCAUGUGGCAGACGUCACACUCUAGUUUUGGGCACCUCUGGCCAGCUGUGGGCUUUUGGCAAUGGGGCCAAGGGUCAAACUGGGACUGGAAAAUCAGAGGACAGUCUGACUCCAACCCUGGUACAACUUCCGUCGACCACGGACAGUGCACCAGCUAUACCCAAAGCAGACUUAAAAAUAUCGGCUGGCUGGAAUACGAACUUCGCUUACACUUCACCUGCACAGAGUUUGAACCGAAGGCAGAUAAAUGGACGGCUGGAGGAGGCAAAACUGCAAGAAUGGCUGACAGCAGAAGACAAAGACCCAGAUGCUGUGGAAGAAAUAUGUACAAUGUUUUUGACAAGUUCAAGUCUUGUUGCAAGUUUCACCAAGGCCAAUGGGCCAUCAGAAGCAGGUGCCACAACUGUGGACGUUGAAGCAGCGAGCCGAACUUUCGACCAGAUGGUGGCAGUGCCGUGGAUCAAACAAACAAUAAUCCUUAAAGUCCUGAUUGAUUUGCUUGCGGCUUCAAGAACUUUCCUCAAGUCACCAGAGAUCCUCCUGAUUUUGCUGACGUGUCCGCUUCUCCAAGAAGACUCUAGUGUCAUCAAAGACGUGCUGCCGUUGGCUUAUAUCAUCACAGAUAUGAAUGAGAAGAAUCGGACAAUGCUAAAAGACUGGUGGUCCUCCCUGACACCCUCCAUGUUCAUGAAGCAGAUCAUGGUCUUCAAAAAAGCCCUGGCCUUCAUGCUGACAAAUGGCCUCUUGGAAACUCACAACCCAGGAGUCAAAUUCCUACUGGAAGCCCUCAAACUCCUCUACAAAGCAAACAAAACAAAAGGAAAGUCCUACAAAGUCCCGCUGAGCACCUUUUACGUUGAGGAAAUCAGCAGUCACGUGCCGCCAGUCAAUGUUUGGUCACACUUUAAUAAAGUGGAGGAUGACGAGCACACACCUGCUAUUUUCUGCCGCUACCCAUUCCUGUUCCCUCUGGAGUGCAAGAUGGUGGUCUUUAACGUCUUUUCAUACAUAACGAAGAAAGCGCAACAUUUACUUUAUGAAUGGUCUUUGUGGUGGCCUGAUGCAUUUUUGGACAACCCCCCAGACGGUACCCCAGCUCCGGUCUUUCAGCUAACUCUGAGACGAACUCACCUAGUGGAGGACACCUUCAGACAGCUCGCUGCAGCCGACCACGCCGCCUUCAAAAGGGAGUUUGUGGUGCAAUUUGUGGAUGACAGGAAGGUGACGAAUGUCAACAAAAGGGACCUCUUCCUGCAUUUGUACGAUGAGCUGCUAGCUCCAGAGUCUGAAAUGUUCAUGUACAACGAGAGCAAGACUCUGGCCUGGUUCCCUCAAAAGCCAAAAAAGGAGGAAAAGACUUACUUCCUGUUUGGCAUCUUGUGUGGCCUGGCUCUCUACAACCACAACAUCAUCCACAUGCCCUUCCCACUGGUUCUCUUCAAGAAGCUGCUUCGCGUCAAACCCUCACUGGAUGACCUGAGAGACUUUGAACUUGUAGUGGGAGAGUCUUUGCGGUGCAUGCUGGAGGAAUACACUCCUGAGGAAGUCGAAAGCAUGGAGACUACUUUCACUGUGACCUGGGGCGGUGAGACAGUUGAUCUUGAUCCGACAGAACCCGAGAAACCCGUCACAGCAUCUAACAAGAAAGAGUUCGUAGCCGCCUUUGUCAACUACGCCUUCAACAAAUCAGUGGAGGGAGUGUUUGAAGCAUUCAAGAGAGGGUUCUUCAAGGUGUGUGAGAUGGACGUGGUGGACUUCUUCCAGCCGGAGGAGUUGCAAGCUGUGAUGGUGGGCCAGGAAAACUACGACUGGGAGAUCUUCAAGAAGAACACGGUCUAUGAAGGAGAGUACCAUGCCGAGCAUCCAAACAUCGUGACCUUCUGGGAGGUGUUUGACAAAAUGACAGUAGAGGAAAAGAAAAAAUUCCUUGUGUUCCUCACAGGCUGUGAACGCGUACCCUUUGCGGGUAUGAAGAGCAUCCAGAUGACAGUCGCUGUCUUGCCCGAUGCCACUGACCUCCACCUGCCAGAAGCCCUCACCUGUCAUCUUCUGUUAUUACUGCCCAUCUACCAGAGAUACCCAGUCGAGAGGACAAUGCAGACCAGGCUUCUUCAGGCUCUUAAUCACAACAGAGGCUUCUGGAAAAUCAACACUGCAGACUGAAGCUGGAAAGGCUUUGUGUUUUUCUGUCUAUGUUUGUGUUCAUAUUAUAUUACAUUAUCAUAUGAGUGUCACAAAGUAACUCCUAUUAUAUCAAUGGCCUUAACAGAAAUAGUAAGUUGUGAGUAGUAAGUAAGCAGUGCACUUUAUUAGUUAUUCAGCUAUUACAAGGAGUUAAGAACAUGCAUGGGUAGGAAAGAUCUAAAUGAAGUAACCGACACAAACCAACAGGUCCAGGAUGUAGAAAUAAAAUCACUGAUUUUCAGAUUGCGGAUGGAAUUUGUGCCACAACUUCAAAAUCUUUUCUACCUCAAUUAGACCAGACCAGUGCCGCUGCUUUCAGUCACCUCUUUUAAGAUAACCUCACGUCAACACUUUAUAUCAUAACACUAUGAGCAUCAUGUACUCUCUCAUGUUCAUGUUAUACAAGCUUCAACUGUAAGGAAAUAUUUUAUGGUUCCGUCAUUUACCAAAAAAAGUUUGUUUGCAUUAUUUUCUUGCUGUUUGUUUAAAAUAAAUAAAUAUCUUUGCCUGCCUUA
Molecule: messenger RNA, 3630 nt
Organism: Larimichthys crocea (large yellow croaker)
Lineage: Eukaryota; Metazoa; Chordata; Actinopteri; Sciaenidae
Product: probable E3 ubiquitin-protein ligase HERC6
Exons: 23
Coding region: 41-3094 (1017 amino acids)
Cellular component (GO): cytoplasm
Molecular function (GO): ubiquitin-protein transferase activity
Source: RefSeq, a predicted model, not a curated record